AUGCCCCAGCCACAGGCCUACCCUUGCUACAUCCCCAAUCUGGGGACACCCCCAAGUGUGUUGCUGUUCAGCCAGACCCCAGAACCUACAUUUCUGCCCUGCACUCCAGUGAUCACGGAGCCUCAACUGGUAUUUGCUAUUUCUGGACAGCCCCAAAGGGCCCCUAUGUUGCCUGCCACAUGCUCAAGACUGAUCCUUCAGCCUUGUGCCACCCUUGACCCUCGUCUACUGCAGCCACAGGUCCAGAAAGGCUCUGAGCAAGAUGUGGUUGCUGCUUCCGAGUGUCAGCGGAAGCUGGAGGCUGCUGAGGCACUGUUGGCUCUGAAAUACUCUCGCCCAGUGCCAACUGACUCCACCACUCUGGCCCAGCCCUGUGGCCCUCCAGCUCCUGCUGGAGAUAAAACACUCCAGCCUCCUGGUUCUGCUCUGCACCCCAGGCCUACUACCUCCAUCUCACUGCCUAUUGGAUAUAUAGGCUGCAUCUCUCUCUUGAGAUAA
Lepus europaeus (European hare) is the source of this 498-nucleotide messenger RNA. RefSeq names its product doublesex- and mab-3-related transcription factor C1-like. The record is from RefSeq and is a predicted model, not a curated record. The transcript is spliced from 5 exons. The coding region runs from base 1 to 498 and encodes 165 amino acids. Lineage: Eukaryota; Metazoa; Chordata; Mammalia; Lagomorpha; Leporidae.